This is a messenger RNA of Kwoniella mangroviensis CBS 8507, 1032 nucleotides long. RefSeq lists its product as uncharacterized. The transcript has a single exon. The coding region runs from base 1 to 1032 and encodes 343 amino acids. The record is from RefSeq and is a predicted model, not a curated record. Lineage: Eukaryota; Fungi; Basidiomycota; Tremellomycetes; Tremellales; Cryptococcaceae.
AUGCAUUUUUCCAAUUCUCGCCACCGACCUCCUCCACUCCCACUCCCGGUGCCCUCUUCAGAACGAUUCUACCCAUCUUCCACUGACAACCUACUUCCUGUCAACGACCCUUUCUAUCCUGCUGAACGAUUCUCCACUCCUGAUCCAACAUCGAAUGGUUUAGUGCGUCGUAAAUCGAUAUUGAAAAUGCCCAAAGUGGACAUAACAUGGGACGACACCACCCGUCCCCAAACACCCACACCCAAUCGACCAAUCACACCUAUUUCUAAUCCUAGAAAACUUCAAAAGCAUUACAAACCUGAAGCUCAACCGAUCAAGGGAGUUAGGUUCACGCCUUCUACUCAAGGUGAGGGAUUUUCUCAUGGAUUACCUACACCCGAUCCAACCCCAGGGAAGGGGAAGGAAAUGAAAGUGAAGAAGAAACCGUCUUGGAUUCAUUGGCCGUUCACUUCCCACAACCAAAACACCAGUGGAUCUUAUAGAGAUGUAUCAAAGGAAAAUAGACUACCUACUCUGAGGGACACUCCAUCGCCGACUGGAUCAGAUUGUUCAUGGCAUCAUCAUUCUUCCUAUUUCCCUGAAUACACACCGAUAUAUCCCAAAUCACCUUCUACCAUCACUCCGAGCUUGUACCCGCUUACCGCGGCAGAGUUGCAGGCUCAAGAACAUUCAUCAAGAGUAGGUCAUUCGGUGGUGGUUCAUUAUCCGAUGUUACCAUCUUGGAACGAAUACAGUGGUGGACAACAAGAUAAAGCCAAGGCCGGUUGGCAAUCUUCGACGAAUGGGUUGAUGAAUGGGUGGAAUGGGUAUGGAUGGACGGGAGACAAUUUGCCGAAAGCCAAUGAAUUGACAUUUGGUAAACCCGCACCAGCGGGUGAACCUCUUGAAGGUGAGAAGAAGAAGAAAAAGAAGAAGAAGAAGAAAGGUGGACAAGGUGGUGGUGGAGGGGGUGGUGGCGGAGCAGGUGAAGAAGGAGGCGAUGAUGAUGAAGAAGGUGGUGAAGGUGAAGGAGGCGAUGAAGAAGGUGGAUAG